UUUGCCUCAUGUCUGUUGUCGAGAGAGAAAAGCUCUCUCUCGAGAGACUCCUGGAAGUUGCCGUGACAGCGCUCGAGCUGUAGAGGUUGGCUAUGGCGGCUAUGGCGGCAGUGACCGGCAAGUCGAUGUGGCCUGGGUUGUCGGCCCGCGUCGCCGGCGACAAGGCGGGGAAUGGUCUUUUUUGCAUUGUCGACAGUAAUAUUGCUGUGUCGGUUAGGAGGAGGAGGUGUGAUGCGGUUGCCAGCUGUCCCGAUCCCGUUAAGAUAAAGCGGAGCUGGCGUUUCUGUCGGGAUGCUGACGUGUCUGCCAGAACUCGCAAAUGUCAGAUCGGCUGUUCGAGCCGUGCCAUGGCACAGCGGCAGUGCUGGGAUAACCUUUCUGCAUCGUCGGCAUCCUCCUCCUCCUCCUCCUCCUCCUCCUCCGCCGCCGCCUCCUGCUCUUCCUCCUCGUGCUCGUAUGCAGGAGCAGAAAUGGUGGGAAGGUCAUUCUCAUCUGUUCGAGGGUCAAAAUGCGUGGCGGGAACAUGCUCGGCUGCGGCCAGUUUUGGCGCGAAAUGCAGAAUCAUGGGCGCAGUUUUGGCGGGGACAUCAUGCUUACCUGUCACGAAAUUUGACGCCAAAGGCAGAACCAUUGCCGCCGCCGGCAAAAUGCGCGCCAUAGCCUGCAAGUCCGAGGGAAAGGAUGCGGCAGAACGGGAGACGUCAACGAAAAACACCGUGCUUGUGACUGGUGGUGCCGGUUUCAUAGGGAGCCACGUGGCAGCUGCUCUUUUGUCGCGAGGAGACCAAGUGGUUGUCGUUGAUGAGCUAAAUGAUGCUUAUGAUCCGAAGAGGAAAGAAGCAAAUUUACAGUGCCUUGCAGAAAUUGCGCAGAAAUCGGGUGGAGAUGAUUUGUGCGUGGUCAAAGCCGACGUGGCAGAUCGUGCAGAGAUGGAGCGCCUCUUCGACAGCCAAGCCAUAGAUAUGGUGUGUCACUUAGCUGCUCGAGCUGGAGUGCGUGCCAGCCUGUCUUAUCCAGACAAGUAUGUCCGUGCCAACGUGGAGGGGACCACCAUUCUCCUUGAUCGUGCUGCCAAGUCCCGCUGCUCCAAUUUCGUCUAUGCUUCAAGCAGCAGCGUCUAUGGUGAUCGACCUCGGCUGAAAGAUCUCUCAGCCGCAUCAAUGCCAACCGACCAAGGACCAGUACCAGGAUCAGGACCGGGAACAGGACCAGGAACAGGAUCAGGAACGGGACCAGGAACAGGAACAGGACUAAGAACAGGAUCGGGACCAGGACUAGGAACACGAACAGGAACAGGAUUGGAACCAGGACUGGGAACAGGAUUGGAACCAGGAAGAGGAACGCCGUUGAUCUUUGAGCGAUUCAGAGAGCAUCUGUCAUUUAAAGAAAGUGACGUGGCUGAUUCGCCAAGGAGUCCCUAUGCGGCAACGAAGCGGUCUGCCGAGAUGAUGGCACGGAUUUAUCAUGAUGUGUAUGGUCUGCAUACGACGGGGUCGCUGCCAACAAUGGAAGGACCUAUUCCUCAGCCUGUUGCUGGUAGCGCUUUCCGUGCAUGGGCGUAUCGGGAUGUGAACUAUGAUGUUCACUUCUACUCGCUAGAGAGCAAAAGCCCCUCUGAUUUUGAAAUGCGGCAGGUUUCCGACCAGGACUAUAGGGAUGCAGAUGGGCUUAGGUGGUCCCUUGACGAGCUCCUGCAUCUCCUGUAUAUCAAACAGCAGGAGAUUGAUUCCCUGCAGCGGGCGCUGGCUGAUCAGCAGCGACUCCACGAUGAACAGUUGGUUUUUUUGCUCCAGAAGGUUAGAAUGUCGCACGAGGAGGUGGUUCAGGUCUUGGGUGGCAAGCAGUUCGCAAAGAAGGUGACUGCAGCAUCAAGAGGACUUUCCCGCUUUGCACCCAAGAAUAAGUCUUCCGUGGCUGAGGUGCAAGCAGCGCUGAAGUUCGCUGUCACUGAGCCUCAGGCUUUGUGUGCAAUCGAGGUGCUGUACAGUCUGCUGAUGGCCGCCAGGAGAGAGUUUGAGGAAUUUGUUGCUGCCACUUCCGUCCAGCAAACUGCUGCUGCUACGUAUGAUAUAACUAUCCAGCAGGCUUCUGUUCUUCAGAGGUUGAGGUUCACGCUUGGUAGGUUGCUGCUUGCUGCUGCGGACGGGGAUGCGAGACGCCCUGUGAACGUCAUCCUGCCUGAGAUGUUGCAGAAGAGCCGUAAAAAAUUGCAGAUCGAGUGUGGAACUUUGCAGCUUCGCCUUGCCUCCCAAACAACCGGUUGCUGUCCGUUUUGCGGCUACACGCUCUCUGGACCUGCUGCAGGUUUGUCUUCCUCCACAGUUGGGCUGAGUGUCCCCCCGGAACCAUUCGAGAAGGCCAGUGGUCCCCCAGGGGAGGAUGAUAUGCUCAUAAGUUGACCGCACAUUACAGAGGUUGACACGUUCCGUCGUCAUCUCCUCGACAGUGCAUCCCUUCCGAGGGAGCUAGAUGACAAACGUCAGUUUCAUUUUGAUGACUUCGGCUCGCAGCUCAUGCUUGUCGACAGACAGGAGGAUAUUGACAUUCUCGUUCCGGUGGUCCACAUCGCUCCCGACGAUAACGAUUACGAUUUCCAUGUCGUGCCUCCAGAGUAGCCUGCUCUGUGUUGUUUGCUGCUGCUGUUUGUUUUCCGUGUGAGUAUGAGUACAGGGUGUCGGUUGACGCAGUGCCCGUCGUGUUUGCAGCUGUCGUUUCUUUUCUGUCUGCUAUCACCCUGUCCUUUGAGAUAGAAACGGUCGGUUGGCAAUCCGCUGCGUUCCUUUUUGGCCCUCCACUCGGCAUGCUGUGUUUCCAGGGAGCUGUACAUGACGAGGGUUUAGUCUUUAGAUUCG
This is a messenger RNA of Chara braunii, 2852 nucleotides long. The record is from the annotation of a GenBank genome assembly. Lineage: Eukaryota; Viridiplantae; Streptophyta; Charophyceae; Charales; Characeae.